AUGAAGUCUACUGGGAGUGAAAAGGGUGUCCACCCUGACAGCUACACCUCAGACCUAGAUGAACUGGAAAGUGGCAGUGAAAGCUCUGACAAGUCCAACAGUGGCUGCAGUCAGCUGGAUGGCAAAGGGAAGCGGAAGAGGAAAAGCAGACUGACAGGGUUCAGUAAACAACGGCAAGCUGCAAACGCCCGGGAGCGGGACAGGACCCAUAGCGUGAAUACUGCUUUCACAGCACUCCGGACCCUUAUUCCAACUGAACCGGCGGACCGUAAGCUCUCGAAGAUUGAGACGCUACGCUUGGCUUCGAGUUACAUCUCGCAUUUAGCCAAUAUCCUCCUUCUGGGAGAAGACUGCUUGGAUGGGCAGCCCUGUUUAAAAUAUCAGGCCAUCUUGCAGAGUGCCACCAAUGUAAAUAACUCUGUGCCAAGACCAAUUUGCACUUUCUGCCUAAGCAACCAAAGGAAAAUGAGUACACAGUGUCAGCUGUGA
Polypterus senegalus (gray bichir) is the source of this 489-nucleotide messenger RNA. Its product is annotated as transcription factor 15. The coding region runs from base 1 to 489 and encodes 162 amino acids. Gene Ontology annotation, molecular function: DNA-binding transcription factor activity, RNA polymerase II-specific; protein dimerization activity; RNA polymerase II transcription regulatory region sequence-specific DNA binding. The record is from RefSeq and is a predicted model, not a curated record. The transcript has 2 exons. NCBI's taxonomy places the organism in Eukaryota, Metazoa, Chordata, Cladistia, Polypteriformes, Polypteridae. Gene Ontology annotation, biological process: developmental process; regulation of transcription by RNA polymerase II.